This is a messenger RNA of Aethalodelphis obliquidens (Pacific white-sided dolphin), 996 nucleotides long. RefSeq names its product protocadherin alpha-11-like. The record is from RefSeq and is a predicted model, not a curated record. Gene Ontology annotation, molecular function: calcium ion binding. The annotation marks the transcript as partial. Gene Ontology annotation, cellular component: plasma membrane. The transcript has a single exon. Gene Ontology annotation, biological process: homophilic cell-cell adhesion. Lineage: Eukaryota; Metazoa; Chordata; Mammalia; Artiodactyla; Delphinidae.
AUCGUGGACCGGCCGCUGCAGGUGUUCCAUGUGGAGGUGGAAGUAAAGGAUAUUAACGAUAAUCCACCGGUGUUCUCUCUCAGAGAACAAAAGCUGCUGAUUUCUGAAUCUAAGCAACCUGACUCUCAUUUUCCUCUAGAGGGAGCUUCUGAUGCGGAUAUUGGAGAGAAUGCUCAAUUGACCUACAGACUAAGUCAAAAUGAGCACUUUUCUUUAGAAUUACCAACAAAUAGUAAGCAGACUAAAAGGCUGUCACUUACAUUAAAGAAGUCUCUGGAUAGAGAGAAAACUGCGGAACUUAAUUUACUAUUAACGGCUGCAGACGGCGGGAAACCGGAGCUCACUGGCACUGUUCAUCUCUUCGUCCGCGUCUUGGAUAUUAACGACAAUGAUCCGGAAUUUGAACAAUCAGAAUACAAGGUGAGAUUGAUGGAAAACGCAGCUAAAGAAACUCUUGUGAUAAAGUUAAACGCCACAGAUCAAGAUGAAGGAGUCAACGGGGAGGUGACAUACUCCUUGAUGUCGAUUAAGCCCAAUGGAAAACGUUUAUUUACACUACAUGAAAACAGUGGAGAAGUAAGGGUCAAUGGAACUUUAGACUAUGAAGAAAACAAGGUUUAUGAAAUUGAUGUACAGGCUACAGAUAAGGGGAAUCCCCCAAUGGCAGGUCACUGUACAGUCUGGGUCGAAAUCUUAGAUGCCAAUGAUAACGCCCCUGAAGUCACUGUGACUUCCCUGUCUCUUCCAGUGCGGGAGGACACUCAGCCAAGCACGGUCAUUGCGCUGAUCAGUGUAUCUGAUCGCGACUCUGGUGCCAACGGACAGGUGAUCUGUUCUCUAACGCCCAACGUCCCCUUCAAGAUCAUGUCCACGUUCAAGAACUAUUACUCACUAGUGCUGGACAGCGCCCUGGACCGCGAGAGCAUGUCUGUCUAUAAACUGGUGGUUACAGCGCGGGACGGGGGCUCGCCUUCCCUGUCGGCCACAGCCAGCGUG